AUGCAUUCGUCGCUCUUCCAUAUUAUGGAAGACUUGAAGUAUUGCUCGAAGUGCCUGUCGACGCUGAGUGCCCUCAACCACCUCACUCGACAAUCACGUGCAGUUCAGCCUGACAAGACGAAAAGUUUUUGUGACUUCGAGAUCCAUAAAAUUCGGAUUUCAACGGCUAAUGAGAAGUUGCGGCUGACGAAUGCUACCACUGCAGCUAGGCUUCUUUGGAUGUCCCUUCCUUGUACGGAAGAUUUUCAAGUCGAUGGCGAGCAAAUGCGGUUAGGCGACAACAUGAGCCAUGAAAUUAUAGCUGUGAACGAACGUGUAACUGGCCUGUACAAUGACUUCCGAAGACACGGAACCUCUUACCGACUGCGCUACACCGCCCUAUUAUUAUUAUUAUUAUUAUUAUUAUUAUUAUUAUUAUUAUUAUUAUUAUUAUUAUUAUUAUUAUUAUUACUUACUUAG
Molecule: messenger RNA, 459 nt
Organism: Necator americanus (New World hookworm)
Lineage: Eukaryota; Metazoa; Nematoda; Chromadorea; Rhabditida; Ancylostomatidae
Exons: 5
Coding region: 1-459 (152 amino acids)
Source: RefSeq, a predicted model, not a curated record